UUGUGAAAACAACUCCAGCAAAGAGAAGGAGUUCUAUUUCUGCCAGCCAGACCCAGUCUCCAGUGCUGGUCCCCCUGAUGGCAGUUUGUACAACCCUCUGAAACCUGCCAAGCUGGACGCCACAGAUUUGCACGACUGCACUUUGGCCGCCACUGUGCCUCCCUCGGAGCUGUUGAACCAUGCAGUCCAAGCCUGUGACACAGGCAUUCAUGAAGAGCACUAUGUAAGCGAAGCAGUGGAAGAUGAUGUGCCAGACUGCAGAGAGUACAGAGAUGCCUGCACCAUUACUGAUGUGUGCAAUAGUACCAAUCUUCCUGAAGUUGAAAUCAUCAGUCUACUGGAAGAACAGCUGCCUCAUUAUAAGCUAAGAGCAGAUACAAUCUAUGGUUAUGACCACGACGACUGGCUUCAUACUCCUCUCAUUUCUCCUGAUGCAAAUAUCGACUUAACAACUGAGCAAAUAGAAGAGACCUUGAAGUACUUCCUUUUAUGUGCUGAAAGAGUGGGCCAGAUGACUAAAACAUACAAUGACAUAGAUGCUGUUACACGUCUGCUUGAAGAGAAAGAACGGGACUUAGAAUUAGCUGCUCGGAUUGGCCAGUCACUGCUAAAGAAGAACAAAUCAUUGACAGAAAGAAAUGAGUUCCUUGAGGAGCAAGUAGAACACAUAAGGGAGGAGGUUUCUCAGUUACGGCAUGAGCUUUCCAUGAAAGAUGAGCUGCUCCAGUUCUAUACCAGUGCUGCUGAAGAAAGUGAGCCAGAGUCCAUCUGUUCCACCCCGCUGAAGAGGAAUGAAUCUUCCUCCUCUGUCCAGAACUACUUUCACUUGGAUUCUCUUCAGAAGAAACUCAAGGACCUUGAAGAAGAGAAUGUCGUGCUUAGAUCUGAGGCCUGUCAACUGAAGACUGAAACAAUUACUUAUGAAGAAAAAGAACAACAGCUUGUCAAUGACUGCGUAAAAGAGCUAAGGGAUGCAAACAUACAGAUUGCCAAUAUCUCCGAGGAGUUAGCAAAGAAAACUGAAGAUGCUGCCCGGCAGCAGGAAGAAAUCACCCAUCUGCUCUCACAGAUUGUCGAUCUGCAGAAAAAGGCAAAAGCUUGUGCAGUUGAAAAUGAAGAACUUGUUCAGCAUUUGGGAGCAGCUAAAGAUGCCCAGAGACAGCUCACAGCAGAGUUGCGUGAGCUGGAAGACAAGUAUGCAGAGUGCAUGGAAAUGCUUCAUGAGGCUCAAGAAGAGCUGAAAAACCUUAGGAACAAGACUAUGCCAAAUGCUGUUUCACGUCGGUACCACUCCCUCGGCCUCUUCCCUAUGGAUUCUUUGGCAGCAGAGAUAGAAGGGUCAAUGAGGAAGGAGCUGCAUCUAGAUGAACCUGACUCUCCUGACUUGGCUCAUCAGAAGCGGGUCUUUGAGACAGUGAGAAAUGUUAACCAAGUUGUCAAGCAAAGAUCUAUGACUCCAUCACCAAUGAAUAUCCCAGGCUCCAACCAGUCUUCUGCGAUGAACUCGCUCAUUUCCAGCUGUGUCAGCACUCCACGUUCCAGUUUCUACGGGGGAGACAUCUCUAACAUUGUGAUAGACAACAAGACCAACAGCAUCAUCCUAGAGACAGACUCUGAGAAUGGAAAUGAAGACAGAAUGAAGAAGCCUGGAACUCCAGGGACACCAGGCUCCAGUGACCUAGAGACCGCCCUUCGCAGGCUGUCCCUUAGGCGGGAGAAUUACCUCUCGGAGCGGAAGUUCUUUGAAGAAGAGCAGGAAAGGAAGUUGCGGGAACUGGCAGAAAAGGGUGAACUCCGUAGUGGUUCCGUUACUCCCACAGAAAGCAUCAUGUCUCUGGGAACUCACUCCAGAUUUUCAGAAUUCACUGGAUAUUCGGGAAUGUCUAUCAGCAGUCGCUCCUACCUACCAGAAAAGCUUCAGAUUGUGAAACCACUAGAAGGUUCUGCCACUUUGCACCACUGGCAGCAGCUGGCUCAGCCUCACUUGGGUGGGAUCCUGGACCCGAGGCCCGGGGUUGUCACUAAGGGCUUCAGAACCCUGGACCUCGACGUGGAUGAAGUGUACUGCCUUAAUGACUAUGAGGAAGAUGAGACAGGUGACAUUUCUUACAAGGGCCUAACUACCUCGACGCCAGUUCAGCACACAGAGACCUCAGUACCUCAUCCUGGGAAGUGCAUGUCACAAACCAACUCCACCUUCACCUUCACCACCUGCCGCAUUCUGCACCCUUCUGAUGAGCUCACACGAGUCACACCAAGGUCAUGUGAGAAGGAUGAGGAAACUGCAUUAUGUCACGUUAUGCUGAGAGGAGAUGUAGGGCAGACUCUAGGACCCAGCGUGCAGGGGGUGAGCAAUGCUGCCUGUGCUGGCAAGGCCACGUGGAAGGAAUGCCCGUGUCUGUGGCACCAGCUAACCCCAAGAGUUCAGAUACUCUCCUGACUGGUUUCAUUUGAACCUGGCCUCUAACCCAGGCUCUACUCUAACCUGACUAAAUUUCAACCAGCUCCAUGAGUUGCUCGUUUGUUUGUUUCUUCUCUCAAUCUAACUCUGGCACUGUCCCUGGGCUCAUUUGCUGAGCCUAGACUGGGCCUGUUUCUGUGUUGCUCUGCAGUGUUGGUCAGUUUGAAGGGGAAAGUAUUUCUUGUUAAAAGUAAUAUUGAAAUGAUCAAUCAAACAAACAACAAAAAAAACCCAGCACCUACAUAAUACCCACUUCCUUUCAGGGAUGUGUUUUUUUAACAGCACUGUAAUGCAUACCAGUACUGACAAAUGAGUACAGAUGCUAAUCUAACUACUUCUGAUACUGAAAUCUGGGGCUACGGGGGGGAAAGCAAUUCAAGUGCUGUAGUUUUCAUCUAAUAACUAGGUCAUCUUAGAUGCUUCUUGUCUUGAGUUUCCAAAAUGCACUUCAUCCUGUCCUGCAGGGAGUCAGUUCACAGAGUAAGCUGCCUUCCUCUUUCUGCUCCCUCCCUUGUGCUUUUCAAGAUUUCUUUUGUACUUGCAUUAGGGAAGAUGCAUCACAAACUGCAGUUGCAGCUGUGAAGAUGUAGCUCCAAUCAGUGCUUAUAACAGGAGCCGUGAGCUAACUCUUUGUUUCUGCUCAGCCUUACCUUCAGAGUGUGUGUGUGUGGGUGCAUGUGGUCUUAGCUUUGCUGGGAGUCCUCCCCUGCCACUGACAGUGCUGGCAAAGUGAAGAGGGUUCCUAAUGAUACUUUCCUGUAGCCCAGCUGCUGCCUGUACUGACUGCCACAGCCCACAGGGUGGUGUGAGACGACAAAUUUGGGGGCAGCUCAGCAAGGCUGCUUUUCAAAUUAUGCUAUCCUAUAUAUCAAUUCUCUCAAAACUGUUUCACUACAUUUUACAGAUAGGAAUAUGUGGGAUUCCUCAUGCAGAAUUGUAGGGAGGGGGGAAAAAAACACCUUUAUAAUUUUACUGCUGUCACUAGAAGUUGUUGCAGUUCAAAUCGUGGUAGAGAUAAUGUUGGUUAGAUCCUAUUUAGCCAGGAAGACAAGACCUGAGACUUACUAACAUCAGGCCAGUGUUUCAUCAUUUUAGGAAUACCAGAGAUGUUAGUGCUGCUAACUCUUAGGAGAUCAGUAGACUAGAGUUUGUCACGUCAGCUGAUUGCUGUAUGCGAUUAUACAAAGUUCUCAUCAAAAACUCAACAAAACCUCCUAGGAUUUCUCAUUUCAGCCAUAGUAGUGUUGACAUAAGGUUAAAUGAGUCUGUGAUUAUAUAGGCCCUUUUGUCCUUGUGCGGGGAAAAAAAAAAAAAAAAAGCAAUUAUUUGGCCUGAGGCUUAUCUAUACCUGGAAAUACAGCCAGAUUGUUUCAGUAUGGCUAUUUGAUUCAUUCCUUGGUGCAGAGAACCCAACUGCAGUUGAAGUUGCAUGCUAUGGCUGAACCAAUACAACAGCUUGGCUCUUUGGAAAAAAGAAAUCUCACCCUUACCCCUCUUCCCCCUCCCACCUGCUUAGUUUAUCCCUCUCUUGCUUUGGCUUUGGUGUUUGUCUGACUCUUUGCUGAGUGCUUUCUAUUUGCUAACCUGGCAAGGUAAUGAGGAAGAUGUCCAUCUCUGAGCAGUGAUGAGCUCUCAGGUCAGUAAAUUCUUGUUAGCAUCAGCUUUUGCAUUGUUAAAGACUUUGAGAAUGCCACUAGAGGAAUGAAUCAAUGCUUAAGGUAAUAUUACUGUGGAAUUUGCUUUUUUUGUGUGAACAUACAUGGCAAAAACAUGAUAUCCUCAGCAUGGUUAGAAAUUGCCAGAAAACUUUUUUUUAAAGCUCCAUAGCACCCUUGGGAUUCUCCCCAAAAGAUGUGAACUUGAAGAGUUAUGGGUGACCUACACACCUUAUUUCUGCAGUAACUGAGUACACCAUGGCUUGGUGAUGAAUGGUGUACCUUGGACUGCCACAGAUUUUGAGUUGGGAUUAUAUGUAGGUAAAUGGGUCUUUGCUGACCAAAUCUGUGACUACCAACUAUUGUAUUUUUUAAUUUUUUAAUUUUUUAAGAAUGACACAGUAGUGUCAGAAACACUCAAACUUUCAGAUCUACGAGAUGUCAUACUAUGGUACAAAGGAUUUAGAAUGUUGCCUUUGUACCGAUAAUUCAUUUGAAAUAGAUGCUUGCAUUAGGUCUUUGUUCAGAUAGUCAAAGAGGAUGAUCUAAUAAAAAUGAAUGCUAUUUGAUAUGCCUUGAGAAAUUUCAAACUCUAAUAACCAGCUUAAGAAGAAAUACUCAGUAAGACAGCAAUAACUAUAAGUAUGUGAUGUUUGCCUUUUGCUCUAAAUGUACAUUGCCAGUGUAACAUUUGCUUGCCCUCUGCUUAAACAUAGUUUAUUUUGAAAAGGAAGAACUAGAUUUGGGAGAAAAUUUAGCCAUGUUUCAAACUGUAGAAACCACUAUUGUAACUGAAUUAACAGUAGAAUGGCUCUUUGUCAUGCUCAGCUCGCUGCUUAGUUAUCAGCUACCUGCUGGCCUUGAUGACCAAGAGUUUGACUUUAUUUUUUUCAUUUUGAUGGUUGUUCACACCACUGUGCAUCACCAUCAAAAGUCAGGUCCCACAUCCCCUUCUCCUUAAACAUAGGCAAAUUCUACAUAAGGGAGGAAGACAUUGCAGAAGUGCAUGUUGGUGGUAAAAAUUCCAAAUUCCGGAAGCAUUGCCACAAAUGUUUCUGUAGCAAAUAUGUUCCCCUGUUCUCUUGGCUCUGCUGUGACCCAGCAGUAUCAAAAUGCCCAGCAGUUAGGUGCACUCAGAAGCCACACUAGAAGACUAUCCCACUGUUUCCUUGUCUCAUGGAAGCAUGUGAGAGCUCAUGGCCAGUAGGUCAGGAAGAAAAGCCAAAGAAGUUGCUCACAAACCUAUCAGUUUAAUAGUUUAUCAGAAGAAAUGUUGGGGGUGGGUUGUUGAGGAAUGCACUAAUCCCUUGAAACUGUCAGCAUAGAGGAGAGAUGCAUUUUGUAAGAGGUGUUUCUGUGUUGCUGACAUUUGUGAGGAGCUGGGAAAUUUACAUUUUCUCAAAAUGGAUAGAAGUCCCUUCUCAAGGCUAAGAAUCUUGCUUACAGUUUUAAUUCCUUAACGAGAGAGUAAUUUGAUUGCUUCUUUGC
Phasianus colchicus (ring-necked pheasant) is the source of this 5604-nucleotide messenger RNA. The record is from RefSeq and is a predicted model, not a curated record. NCBI's taxonomy places the organism in Eukaryota, Metazoa, Chordata, Aves, Galliformes, Phasianidae.